Thyridium curvatum is the source of this 4062-nucleotide messenger RNA. RefSeq lists its product as uncharacterized. The record is from RefSeq and is a predicted model, not a curated record. Gene Ontology annotation, cellular component: cytoplasm. The transcript is spliced from 2 exons. Gene Ontology annotation, biological process: stress-activated MAPK cascade; protein phosphorylation. Lineage: Eukaryota; Fungi; Ascomycota; Sordariomycetes; Thyridiales; Thyridiaceae. Gene Ontology annotation, molecular function: ATP binding; MAP kinase kinase kinase activity. Bases 1 to 4062 code for a protein of 1353 amino acids.
AUGAUGACAAGUGAAACCUCUCCUCGCACCGUCCGAUUCUCACAAGGCGAAGAGGACCACUCGCGUCCCGAUAAACUCAAGAACCAUCGUCCCCAGCCCAUCACCCUCGAUUCCGACAACUCGGCCUCAUCUGGCGAUUCACAAGGCGACCCGCAUGCUCUCGAGAGUCAAGAUGCGCUAGGAUCACUCGGCAGAUACACCGAGACUUCGAGUCAUUCGGGAUCCAUGUCGUCACUUGUACCUAACUCACUGGCAAACGGCAUGGGCGGCCGCCGCGAUGGAGGUGUGGUGUACACCAAUGGAAACACCGGCCGGCCUCAGCGGCCAACGGCGCCGGCGAGGACUCCUUCCAACACCUAUCAGCCGCAACGACGACCAGCCCAGCCGCCUUCAUACAUCCAUACCGGCUCCGAUCAUCGAUCCGCCUCGAAGCCCCGUUUAGCAGGUAGCUCUACCUUCCGAGCCCAGGAGCGAGAGUACGUACGCCGGCUCCGGCAGCAGGACUAUGCGAACGACUACUUUGACCCCUAUUCGAACGCGGAUGGCUAUCCCGAUUCCGAUUCUGAGGGGGAGACCCCCUCGUCGGAAGGUCCUUUCGACGACCGUUACAACCAAGAAAUUAUCAUGUUCUACAACAAUGAUGAUAUGCACCCAACAGAUGAUGAUCUGCGGGAUCCGACGAGCCGGGAAAGAUUGGAGUGGCAUGGCAUGCUAGCAGCGGUGCUCACAGGAGAUGUAGUUCGUCAAGAGAAGAAGCGCUUGAUUGGAUCCUCGGAGGAGCAGACCGGGAAAACGGCGCAGAAGGCGGAGAUGUGGAUGGGCAUCCGGGCCAGAAUCUGCGGCAGAUAUCUGCCCAUGCAGAGAAGGAUGAUCGAGGAUGCGCGUGGCACCCUUGAUCGGCUGAUUGAUGAGAUUAUCAGCUUCCAGAUUGCGGGGGAGAGCGAAGCAGGAAAGCCUCCAAUUGAUCAGGUUCGCGAUGUCGUGGACAAGAUUGAGAAGGUGGAAAGCCAGUACCCUUCAAGGUCCGCGCUCCUCGCCGCACACAAAACGGCGCACUCGCCCCUAUACGAGGAAGCUUGUGAUGCCGUGAUAUCAUGGUACAACACAAGCGAGUUGAUCAACACCGAAUUGUCGAUUUUGAAGAAGUGGGUUGGCAACGACGAGCUUGACUUUGCGAGGACGCGCGAAAAGUCGCCUAGCGGGAACGGCCUAAGCGACGAGUCUUCAUUUCUCGACAGACUCAUGAAGGAGGACGGCCUCAAGUCUCUCCACGAACACUAUGAGGAAGAGGGGCGAAGCAAACGGAGGAGUAUGUUGGAGGGCAUCUCAACCACCAUUAUGAAAGCGAAGGAGACGCUCAUCCAUAACUCGGAGGCUUUCCGGAAACGACACCUGCCACCAUAUAUCGAGGAUUUGCUUACUCUUAUCAGCUUUCCCUCGCGCCUCAUCGAAGAGAUUGUUAAGGUCCGUCUCGCCUAUGCGAAGAAAAUGAAGGAGUCGGCGCAGCAAAACCCUAUGAUGCAGGAUCAGAUGAUUUCUCAGUUUCAGGUGCUGCUGAAAUUGGCCAUCAAGAUCAAACAGGAAUAUGUCGCCAUCUCGCAGCCAGAGCCUGGCUGGGAGCUUCCGCCCUGCAUCGACGAGGCCUUCGACCAGGUCGUUCUCGAUGCGUUGAAGUAUUAUUUUAAGAUGCUGAAUUGGAAACUCAGCGGGAACAAGAACACCUUCAAGGAGGCAGAGUUGCUCUUCCAGGAGUGGGAGUUUGCAAAUGAGAUCGGUAGGCAUCUCGACCACGGCGAUAUCGAGGUUGCCGAGCAAUUCAGCUCCCUCACGUUCAAGGCUCUCAAUAGGCUGAGUGCAACGUUCGAGAGAGAACUGCAACGCAAACCAAAAGAAACAGGGUCAGAGAUGAGCAAGCGAUACAAACAGCUGCUCGAUUCCGUUCGUGUACGCCAGCGUAUGUUGCAACGUUUCUCCAGAAUGUUGAGCGACAACUACGAAAACGCGUCCGAUCUCAGCAUUGCAAUGGAUCCUGAUAGGCUCAACCAUUUCUACGACCGGUUGGCGAGCUCUGGCCACUUCCAGGUGUUUACCGGCAGUAUCGAGCACGAAGGAAUCGUACUCAUCGCGUCUCCAAGCCUCCAUGGACGACCCGAGGAGAUCCAAUCGCUCAUGGGAACUACAUCCUAUGAGCAGGUGACAGAGGAUCCUUCGGACCCGUACAUCCUCAUCAUGCGUCCGGAAACGCCUCCUCUUUGGUACGGCUCGAAGAUAUCUCUGACAGUCAGAGAGGAGCCGAUUGAUCUGAAGGUCGGCAAUAUCAGACUGAUUGCUGGCGGCUCCCAGGCACGUCUUGCCAAUGCGCGCAAGGCCUUUCUCGAGGAUGUCGACAUGCACCUCGACUUGGUUGUGGAACAACGUUCGAAUCUUAAGAAAGUCAAUCUGAAACUCAUGGAGAUCCGCCGGACGGCUUUCAAGCUCUCAAACACAUUCAUGGACAGUGUCGAGAAGAUUCGAGAACAGACCAAGGGACUUGAUUGCCAAGAACUCAUCCAGAGCUGCUUCGUCUUUGCCACGGAGUUUGGACAGCGCUCUCUCCUGUUGAUGGACACCAACAGGCGGCAAAUGAACAAUCUGAAACUCACCAAACUGGCGCUCGACUGGGUGAGUUUCAUCUGUGAUGACUGCGUGUCUUCUGAUCGAAAGACGUUCCGCUGGGCUGUACUGGCCCUGGAGUUCGCCAUGGGCAUGACCCGUGGGAGACAUAUCUUGGCACUCGGGGAGGAUGAAUAUGCCAGGCUGCGAGGCAAAGUGGCCGGCUGCAUGUCACUCCUGAUUUCCCACUUUGAUAUCAUGGGAGCAAGGUCAAGCGUUGCAGCCCAAGCAGAAAGACAACGCAUGGAGCAAAUCGCCAGUUCCAAGCGUCUUGACAAGAACAAGUUCUUGAAUGACGAGGAGGCUUCCACGCUUGUCGUCAACUCUCGCCUCGAGGAAUUGGAGAAGAUAGAUGAGUUCAGAAAGCAGAUCCAGUCAGAUCGCUCUGCCCUGGGUCGCGUUCUGGAGGCCUCAAACGAGGUCGAUCGGUCCCUGGCCUACCUGUCCUCGACAGCUACAAACUUCACGAUGAGAUGGCAACUGGGUCAUUUUGUCGGCGGUGGCACAUUUGGCAACGUCUAUGCUGCCAUGAACCUGGACACCGGCCAUCUCAUGGCCGUCAAGGAGAUCCGUCUGCAAGAUCCAAAGCUCAUCCCCACCAUUGCGACUCAGAUCAAGGACGAAAUGCGCGUCCUGGAAUCCGUGGACCAUCCCAACGUGGUCUCGUACUAUGGAAUCGAAGUUCACCGAGACCGCGUGUAUAUUUUUAUGGAGUUCUGCUCUGGCGGAUCUCUUGCCAAUCUGCUUGAGCAUGGCCGCAUCGAGGAUGAGCAAGUGAUCAUGGUCUAUGCCCUGCAGCUUCUCGAAGGUCUCAUGUAUCUUCACGACGCCAAGAUCGCCCAUCGCGAUAUCAAACCUGAGAAUAUCCUGCUCGAUCACAACGGUAUAAUAAAGUACGUUGAUUUCGGAGCGGCUAAGGUUAUCGCGCGUCAAGGUCGGACUCUCGUUCAAGACCUCACGAGCACCAAGCCCAACAAGUCCAUGACGGGCACGCCCAUGUACAUGUCUCCAGAAGUCAUCAAGGGCGAGAACCCAGGCCACUUCGGUGCCGUCGACGUCUGGUCAUUGGGCUGCGUCAUCCUUGAAAUGGCCACGGGACGGCGUCCCUGGACCAAUCUCGACAACGAAUGGGCCAUCAUGUACAAUAUUGCACAAGGCAAUCCGCCCCAGCUGCCGACGACAGACCAGCUGAGCCAGCAGGGGAUCGACUUCCUGAAGUGCUGCUUCACCAGGGACUCGACAAAGCGGGCGACGGCGGUAGAGCUGCUUCAGCACGAGUGGAUCAUGACUAUUCGCAAUAGAGUUGUCGAGCCAGCCACGCCUAGUGAUACCAGCUCAUCGGCACAGUCUACUCCCAACAUCGCCACGUCAAGCGGGAGGGGUAGUGCAGGGGUCGAUGGAUUUUAUUAG